AUGAAUGAAAUACGGCUAGAGGAGAGUACAAUGAGUGCAAAAUUAGAAAGCAACGAUGGAACCCCUCUGGCUAGUCCAAAUGACAAGUUAUCCACAAAAGUCCAUCCACAACACUGGUGUGGCCAGCACAAAUUUGAAGCGGACUCUCCGACAAAUUUUUAUGAUUACACGACAAGUAAAAAUAAAAACAAAUCGGCGAUGUGUCGUGUUGCCGAGAUCGCAAGAUUCAACAAAUUGCGUCACUUCUAUGAUCUACAAGACGAAAGUGGACCUGCUCAUAAAAAGUUAUUCACUGUUAGAUUAGUAUUGAACAACGAGGAAACGUUCGAAGGAAGUGGUACGUCUAUCAAACGAGCUCAACAAGCAGCUGCAGAAACUGCAUUGGAGAAAACCAGCCUUCCACAGCCAUCAGAAAGAAAUGCUCGACGCAGAUUGAACGAAAUGUCCAAACCACAUCGUGUGCUUCAGAAUGUAUGUCGAACGUUAAGUUAUGUAUCGCCCAAUUAUGUUUCUUGCAACCCGCCUGUGUUUCCGGACCCUCAGUGCAUUGUUCCUGAACACAUUCUUCUACCAGAACACGAGUACUCUAUGUACCAGCCACAGUUUCCAUUAAUGCCACUGGACCCCAAUAGACCGCUAGGACCAACAUUGCAAGCGGUAAUUUUUUAUUUUGUUUUUUUGUACUGUGAGAAGGUUAUUGUGUACGUUGAUGGAAAACCACUUGCCACAGGCGUAGCAGAAACGUUUCCAUUAGCUAAACAGGACGCGCGGCAAAAGCUCUCGCGAUUCUCGGACCGACGCUUCGAGAACACCAACUACACACAAAAGUCGGUGAUAAGCGACAUUCAUGAGAAAGCUCACUUAUUAAAACUAAAUGUGGUAUUCGAAACACUUAAAGAAGAAGGACCACCACAUGACCGCGUCUAUGUUGUGCGAUGUGCAUUCGUUUCUAGCAACAAGGAAGUUAAAGCUGAAGCAAUAGGAAAAGGAAAAAAGAAAAAAGUUGCACAACAAGAAGCAUGCACACAACUUCUUAAGAACGCGGAACACCUUUCUCCACAAACAAACCCAGUAUCAGUUGCUACUAACGUGUGUAGGACUCAGAAGAAACUUGCCUCUAUUCAUCGUGAACCAAAACGGAAAACAAUCGUGAAAGACAAGAAAAUGGAUCCGCAUUACGGGCAUCAAAUCAACCCAGUGUCUAGAUUGAUUCAAGUGACACAAGCCAAAAGCCGUCACCACCCUACAUUUGAACUUUUGUCUGAGAAUGGAGUCAGCAAGUAUAAAGAGUUUGUCAUACAGGCAAAGUAUGGUGAGAUUGUUUGUGAAGGUAAAGGACCGAACAAGCGAUUGGCUAAACGGGCUGCGGCGGAGGAGAUGUUGGACUUGAUAGGAUUUGUGAAACCGUUGCCUCCACCUGGAAAAAGUCUAUUAAAAAAGAACCCUGAUGCCGACUAUUCUCACACACAAAUUACGCAUUGGACAGGUCCACCAAGUCCGAAAGGUGUGGAAGAAAUUCCAAGUUUCCCUACACCAUCCGACAUCCAAACAAAAAUAUCCAUAGAAACAGGGCUAGAGGAAAAAUCUGAUGGUUCGCCCGACACCGAAAAACGACGAGUCACUUUCAAUUCUGAAGUUUAUGCAUGCCCACCUCCAGGUGAUCAAAACUAUCCUAACUCAAUUGUGCAAUCUCUCAAAAAGGACACGAUUGUCGAAGGAAAAUUCCGAAAACUGAAAAGGUCAAAGGAACACCGUCGAGUUUUAACAGCGGAUCAAAUGCAGGAAUUGUCGGACAAAGCAGAACUGUUUCUCGAUUCCGCGAAACAAGGUUUCUCAGCAGAUCCUUUUGACACUGCUCACCAUCAAUUGGAUCGACUUUCGCAAUGUUUCAAAUUUAGUGUUCAUUAUACAGCGUUCCCUCAAACAGAAAUGAAUCAAGAAUUCACAAUAGUGUCUCUGGGGUUGGAUACUCCUUUGGUUGGCCACGGCACCGGAGAUACAACUGAAGAAGCCGACGAGAGAGCAGCUCUUGAUGCAAUAACCAAACUCAAGCAAUUAGCGUCAAUAAGUCUUCAACCUUGA
This is a messenger RNA of Caenorhabditis briggsae, 2082 nucleotides long. The transcript is spliced from 12 exons. The coding region runs from base 1 to 2082 and encodes 693 amino acids. The record is from RefSeq and is a predicted model, not a curated record. NCBI's taxonomy places the organism in Eukaryota, Metazoa, Nematoda, Chromadorea, Rhabditida, Rhabditidae.